Caenorhabditis elegans is the source of this 780-nucleotide messenger RNA. Its product is annotated as Macro domain-containing protein. The record is from RefSeq and is marked reviewed. NCBI's taxonomy places the organism in Eukaryota, Metazoa, Nematoda, Chromadorea, Rhabditida, Rhabditidae. The transcript is spliced from 4 exons. The coding region runs from base 32 to 643 and encodes 203 amino acids.
ACUAUCAGUUCAAAUUUAAGGCUGAUAAAAAAUGGCAGCAGCUAAAAUUUCAGAAAUUCCAACUCUCUUUGAAAAAUUCAAGGUUGCCAAAAACGUUCUGGGCCGUAUCAGUGUCUGGGAUGGAGAUAUUACUAAACUUUCCGUCGACGCAAUUGUCAAUGCAGCAAACAGUCGAUUAGCUGGAGGUGGUGGCGUUGAUGGUGCAAUUCAUCGUGCAGCUGGACGGAAGCAACUACAGGAAGAAUGCCAGCAAUACAACGGAUGUGCUGUCGGAGAUGCUGUCAUUACCUCUGGAUGCAAUAUUAAUCACAUCAAAAAAAUAAUCCACACAGUUGGUCCACAAGUAUAUGGAAAUGUCACAGAUGAACGGCGUGAAAAUCUUGUUGCAUGUUACAGAACAUCACUAGAUAUUGCUAUCGAGAACGGGAUGAAGAGUAUUGCCUUCUGUUGCAUUUCUACUGGUGUGUACGGUUAUCCAAAUGACGAUGCCGCUAAAACCGUCACCAAUUUCCUGACCGAGUAUCUUGAAAAGAAUGAUACAAUUGAACGGAUUGUACUUGUUACAUUCCUUGACAUUGACAACGAGCAUUACAAUAAGUAUUUCGGUGAUUAUGCUGCAUCAAAGGAUCAAAGUAUCGCCUAAAACUUUCUAUUGCACAUUUACUGUACAUGACUAUUUUUAUUUUAUGUUGACUCCAUAAUCUCACUAUCAGAUCGGUUUUGAUCCGUAAUGUUUACAUUGUUUCCGGUGUUGAUUGCUUCAUAAACAUGUCACAUUUC